UGAAAACCAGUCUUCUUGUCUUCUGGUUGGUCAGUCUUCCGGCUCAUUCUUUUCUCUCUGAGCCUUAUAGUAUCGAGCUAUGUACACCAUCCGCCCAUUUGGGAAGCCAUAGACCUUGUACUCAUUGAAACGCCUCCUUGAUACCAUACAACUUUCGGGGCGCCUUCCGACACGCCUGACGUGUGCCCAACAUGCCCAGCGAGGCAUCCACUUCUGAAGACUGCGUGUCGAAAUCAGGCAUAGCAACCGACACACAAACAGGCCAGCGUCACAUUCCCUCCAGUACACGAGCAGAUGGAUCAGUGCGCAAAGAGAUUCGAGUAAGACCAGGCUACCGGCCCCCGGAGGAUGUAGAGGUGUACAAGAACAGGACCGCUGAGGCAUGGAAAAAUCGAGGCAAAGGCGGUGUUCCAGGCGCAGAGCCAGUCAAGAAUGACAACGUAGACCAAAGUGCAUCGAGCACAAAGAAUGCUAAGCGGAGGGAAGCUCGAAAGAAGGCUGCAGAUAAAGCUAGGGAGGCAGGGUUGGACCAGUCGCUGGCCAAUACUGCAGACCAUGCGACCGGAACUGCAGUUCCGGUCGUAAAUCAGGGGGAAAUCAUCGAUGCUGAAGAGCAGAGAGCCAAAGAUGCAAAGAAACUCGCUAAGAAACUUCGACAAGCAAGAGAACUGAAGGAUAAGAAGGAUAAAGGCGACCAGUUGUUACCGGAACAGUUUGAGAAGGUCAUUCGUAUCAACGAACUCAUUCGACAACUUAAUGCUCUAGGAUUCGAUGCAGAGGGUGAGAAGAAGGCCGAGGACUGAGCGACCGAACUGCUGAAAGUCUCCACUGAUCUAGACAUUGAUCAAGGUCACUCUGCUUCAACGACUCAAACACCGGAGAAACCAACUAUUCUAUAGAGAAGUUGGUUCCAAGCUACCCUCUUUGGCGGCUAUAUAGUCUCCCCGCACGGC
Molecule: messenger RNA, 953 nt
Organism: Pseudovirgaria hyperparasitica
Lineage: Eukaryota; Fungi; Ascomycota; Dothideomycetes; Acrospermales; Acrospermaceae
Exons: 1
Coding region: 192-803 (203 amino acids)
Biological process (GO): exon-exon junction complex disassembly
Cellular component (GO): cytoplasm; exon-exon junction complex
Molecular function (GO): RNA binding
Source: RefSeq, a predicted model, not a curated record